AAGAUGUUGUGAGGGCACAAAUAGGGGGAGAAGAAGAAUACAAUAGAUGGAUGAAAGUAGAUCUAGGUCUAUAAUGGAUGAAAGUAGCAGUAGUGAACUUGAAACCAGGUCAGAGAUGGUGAUGGCUCCCAGAACCGCAGCUCCACUGUCGAUCGAUGGUAAUGGUGGCGAUGGUGACGACGGCAAGGAUUUGGGGAUUAGGGAUUCGGUGGCGGUGGCGAUGGUGAUGGCUCCCUGUUCUAGAUUCGUCCCUAUCUCCGCCAUGUUCCUUCCUCUUCUUCCGUUCUUCGCGCAACCGCUUGCCUAUGCCGAGACCCGACGACCAUGGCGGAAACCUCAGCGGCGA
Linum tenue is the source of this 346-nucleotide messenger RNA. NCBI's taxonomy places the organism in Eukaryota, Viridiplantae, Streptophyta, Magnoliopsida, Malpighiales, Linaceae. The record is from the annotation of a GenBank genome assembly.